Ilyonectria robusta is the source of this 4119-nucleotide messenger RNA. Its product is annotated as putative serine esterase-domain-containing protein. Bases 283 to 3900 code for a protein of 1205 amino acids. Gene Ontology annotation, molecular function: monoacylglycerol lipase activity. The record is from RefSeq and is a predicted model, not a curated record. The transcript has a single exon. Lineage: Eukaryota; Fungi; Ascomycota; Sordariomycetes; Hypocreales; Nectriaceae.
UUUCCAAAUGUUCCGAAACAGGUCCCACGGGUGUGACUUGUCAGUGAGCACUGAGCCGUGAGCCGCCAUCACAGGCCCAUCACCACGCACCAAGCACCAAGCUUACCGUCAUCGCUCGGUUUCGCACAAUCGCAAAUCGCAAAUCGCGACUUCCCCCACGGCCACGGCCACGGCACCCAGACUUUUCGGGUGGUUCGGUCGCCGGCUCUCUCUCACAGAGUCACGUUGCGUCCACGUCAGCCAACCCGCUUUCUGCUGUCUGCUUCCUAAUUAGUUCCCCCCAUGCCAGACGAACCCCCUCCGCAGCUACCGUCGCCCCCGACAGCUUCAGCUUCGAGAACCCAUUCGUCCACCGACAAGGACCGUUUGGCCGGGCAUGGUGACGUCAGGAAGUCCAGAAUAGCAUCCGCCCUCGCCCUCUCCCUGUCUCCUUCGCUCUCGCCCGUGCUCUCGCCCACUCUCUCCGCCUCUGUCUGCGUCUCCGCACCCACGCCGACAGCUUCGUUCGCCCUCCAUCCGACGUCCCCCGAACCCCUCGAGAGCGCCCUCGCUACGACGCUGCGCCGCGCCGACGCCAACGCCAACAUGCUGCUCCUCCACCAGAUCGGCAGCGUCAAGACCGGCGAGGUCGUCCGAUACACCGUCACCUACACGCCGUCCCAGGACCGCAUCCUGCCGUCGCCCGAGAAGCUCUACCUGCGAGUCCGCAACACGUGCGCCAUUGCCCUGCGCGCCGCCUUCGUCCACGGGCCGUAUACCCUCUCCGCCGCCGCAUACCCUGCCGCCUUCAACCCCAACGAGAAGUUUGAGAACCCCGAGCGGUAUGGCGUGCCCGAGUUCGAGCCCAUGGUCAAGGCUGGCGGCUCGUGGGAAUGCGAGCUCGUCGUACCAGACGACAUUCGCCAGAGCGCCGGCAUGGGCGGCCAUGGCGGUUUUGGCAAGGCCCCGGAGCAUGACGAAGAAUGUGCCAGCUGGAUCAUCGAGGUAGCGUCCCAGGUCCUGUUUUCCACCUCGGCGGCCGUGGGAUAUGAGGUCGUGGUGGCACGCGACCACAAGUCCCUAAACCUAAGCAGCAUUAGCCCCGUCUUGAGCGGACAGACUCAAGUGCCGCAACCAGGCAAAGUGAGCGACCAUCAGCAGAGCAUCGGCGCCAAGGACGGCCACCACCCAGCGCAGCCCCGGGGAGUCUUCUCGCGAGCUGUAAGGGUCAAGGUUGAGGAUACAGCCACACUGUGGAACACGCCACGUCUUCCGGGUUGGGAUGACCUUGGCCAGAGUAGAGCCCGGAGACACCCAGGUGCCGAUGAGGCAAUCGAGAGCAUGGUCCAGACAGGAGAUCCGCAGACUGAAGAAGAGCCAGCACCCCGCAAGCACAAGAAUAUCCAUUUGGUGGUCCUGACGCAUGGCUUGCAUAGUAAUCUUGGCGCUGACAUGCUCUUCAUGAAGGAGAGCAUUGAUGCAGCUGUGAGACAGGCCAAGAUCGAUGCCAAGGCACGGCGAGCAAAACAGCGAGCUGCUAGGAGGAAACGGGACUCAGACGCCGAUCCAACAAACGACGAAAAGGUCCAGAACCACCCCUCCGACGAGGAUGAGCAUGAAAGCGACGACGAAGAAGUGAUUGUCCGUGGUUACUCGGGGAAUGCCACCAAGACCGAGAGAGGCAUCAAGUAUUUGGGUAAACGACUUGCCAGAUAUGUGCUCUCCACGACAUAUCCAGACCAACCAUUCCUCCCGUCAGUAAAGGGGGCUGCCGAAUCAGUGUUCCAUUCUACCAAGGUUGAUAAGAGCGACUCCGAGCUAAAACCGGCACACAAACACAGCAGUGUAGUCUCGAACCACAGCAAAGAACAUUUAGAAAAACACGAACGACCAUAUAAAAUCACCAGCAUCAGUUUCAUUGCACACUCACUGGGAGGGCUUGUACAGACCUACGCCAUUGCCUAUAUCCAAAAACACUCUCCCGAAUUCUUCAACCUCAUUAAACCAAUCAACUUCAUUACCUUGGCGUCACCAUUUCUGGGGCUAAGCAACGAGAAUCCACUUUAUGUCAAGUUUGCCCUGGAUUUUGGCCUGGUUGGCAGGACCGGUAAAGACUUGGGCUUGACGUGGAGGGCUCCGACUCUUGCACGUAGCGGAUGGGGCGCCCUCGUCGGCAACCUGGGAGAGACGGCACACAAGAAGGUUUAUGGAGAGUCACAGCCGGAGUCGAAACCCCUGUUGAGGAUCCUACCAACGGGACCCGCGCAUACGGCCCUGAAGAAGUUCCGCAAUCGUACCGUGUACUCCAAUGUUGUCAACGAUGGCAUCGUUCCCCUUCGCACGAGUUGUCUCUUGUUCCUGGACUGGCAAGGCCUCGAUCGCGUCGAGAAGGCGCGGCGGGAUGCUGGCCUGGUCGAGACGGUAGUUGGUUUCGGAUGGGCAGAACUCACCGGUGCCAACAUGGCCUCUCCUCGCCAGAGGCAGCUUCCAGCAGGUGACCGACAGAGUCGGAAUCUGUCUGGAAUAGUAACGCCCGAUAAGUCUCGAGAGAAUAUGCGAGAGGUUCCGCUGCCAUCUAGUAAUGCGCUUAUCGAAGACGACCGGGCGAGUUUGCGGUCCGUCCCCACGCCAUUUAUGGACGACGUGCCAUCCGAUUCGGGAGACUCUAACAGCAGUGGCCCGUUGUCGGGUUUCUUCAACUUUUUCAAGAGUAAUGAGCCACCAAAACCCCCCAACGUCUCGCAGAAGCAGAAAAUGAUUUUCCGGAGGAGUCAGACACUCAGCUCUGGGGACCUCACAGCUAGCGGAGAGCCGAGCCCUUCGGCAUCGCCCAAACCGUCAAAGGUAACGUCUGGACACGAGGAAGAAGAGGAGGGAGUUACGGCUCCGCCAAAGACGACUUUCUUUGAGUCUGCUGGUGAUGUCCUCAAUCCCAAGAUGCCAGAUGUUGAUUAUUUGAUUGAUCCUUCUGAGCGGCCGCGGACCAUCUUCCAUGAUCGAGUAUAUCACCCGGCCGAUAUCCCAGGGCCGCCGAUGAAGAAGCGGCCGACCACAUUAGUCCGAAGGAAAACUAUCACUCAGUCACAUUCUGUUUCGCGGGCCUCGACGGGUGUCUCAACAGCUAGCGGGUCUUCGUCACCAUAUCCCUCGAUUCACCACGAAGAUACGACGCAAUCAACGAAGGACUACGACGACACGACAAAUACCAAUCCCGACAAGGAUCCCCAUGAGAUCAUCGACAGUUCUAACAUGCGCGUCGAGGAGAAGAUUUCGAGGGCCUAUCAUCGGGACUUGUCCUGGAGGAAAGUCUUGGUCAAGUUGGAGCCCGACGCGCACAACAACAUCUUUGUCCGUCGCAUGUUUGCCAAUGCCUACGGCUGGCCUGUCGUCAAGCACUUGGUGGAUGAGCACUUUAGUGACUCAGCGGCCUCCCAUCUGCGAACAGAAGACGAGAGCAACCGCGAGCGUGCGCGGGAAAUCAACCAGCCACCAGACGAACAUGGCGGCGAGACUAAGGACAGCCUUUCUGUUACGGAGGCGCCGGCCACACGUACCGAGAGCGAGGCGCGUGAAGCCCUGGAUGAAGUGUCUGAUUUACCGGGCCUACAAGCUCCGCCACAGUCCCAAGGCAGUGAUACCUCGGGGAAACGGUCUCGAACUGACCACGAUGGUUCAAUGACAUGGAGCGAGCGCGACUGGGUCGACAGCGAUUGCGACAGCGAUCUAGACUUUGGUGGCGACCCUCCUCCCUCAGAGAGGCGGCCUGCGGCAUUGACAUUGCCCACGUCGCAGGAAAAGGGCAAGGAGGCGCAGCGAAGUUCUAGCCCACUUUCAGCUGGGUGGAACUGGGCCGAGAAGAUUGUUGGGAAGGGGCCCUCAACUCGGGCGAAGAGCCCCGUAGAUGAAGGCGUAAAGCACUGAGACGGUUGGAUACAUACAUGUACAUGUCAUGACUACGAUGUCGGAUGUGAAAAUAUGGGCAUAGAUAGAAUGUGUCUGAUAGAGGCGUAAUGGUUUGGGAUGAUGAGGCAUGGAGUUUUGUGUAAGUUGUGCAGGAGUGAUGAAGCUUUUAUUGUUAGGUAGCCUUAGGAUAGAGAAGAUUCCCAUAGAAUAUUGAAGUCUUGAUGAUUGUGGUUUCCA